UAUGUAAAAUAAUAACAAUAAUAAUCUAAACUUCGAAUUCAGUAAGGACACUAACAAUUUAAAUAAGAAGUUGUAAGGAUUUUAUAGAUAAAAAGAUUAGAAAUUUGAUCAUUUCUUUGAUGAGCUCACUACAGAAUACAAAUUAUUUAAAGUAUUCAAGGCUAUACAAUAAUUAUUAGAAAAUGACACAUGAAUGUUAAAUGGUUUGUUUCGGCAAUGCAAGUUUCAAUCGAAAAUAAUCUGAUGCUUGUGCCAGAUAAUGCUUAGAUCCAUAUUUAUAUAUAAGAAAAUCCAUAGGAGAUAAAAUAGGAUAAUGUGAUGUAAUUGUUAAUUCUAAUUGAAGCAACAAUUUUAACAAUAAGAAUCAAAAUGUAUGAGCUCAACUGAUAUGGAUUGUAAUAAUAUAUAAAAUUAUUUAAGAAUGUUAUUCAAAUUUAGUAAGUUAAUUAGGAGUUUGUCUUUAAUAAAAUACAUAAUUUGCAAAAGAUUAGUACAAAAGUGUGUUGUCACAUUUUUUAAAAAAAUGAA
Paramecium pentaurelia is the source of this 528-nucleotide messenger RNA. NCBI's taxonomy places the organism in Eukaryota, Ciliophora, Oligohymenophorea, Peniculida, Parameciidae. The record is from the annotation of a GenBank genome assembly.